UUCCAGACAAUGCGAUGGACCGAAAUGUUGUUGGGAACAAUCAAAAAAUCCUCUCUUCUCCAUUCACAUGUUACUCAACAAUGAGUCGCCCAAGCAGUAAAUGUUUGCCGAAAUCUGGAUCAUCAGAUAAAGAAGUUUCGCAGAUCCAUGACAGUGCUAACGUUGAAAAGGAGCAUUUGGCAUCCAUAUGCAUACAUCUUUGCGAUCAACUAAGAACCAUUAUUAAUCUGCUCAUGGACUUUGCUGCGGAUGUUUGUGUUGAAUCAACAAAUGCGCGUAGUUUGCUUUGUGAAUUAGAGGACAAGGUAUUGCCGUUUUUGGUAAACUUGGAUAUCGAAAUGACCGCAUCAGAGAAACUUAUCCGAACAAACAUUGAUACAGCAAGGAUUAGUGAAACGAAAGUGGACUGGCUGCUGAAAUUCAAUAAGUGCAAGCUGGAAAUGCGCGAAAUGCUGGUCACCCUUUCUGACGUGGUGUACGAAGAUCUGGAACGGGUACUAUCGCUGAGGUGUCGAGGUUGCUGUGGUAUAAACUUCAAGCAAGAUUUGAUGAUCUGUUUACGUCAAAUGAAGAAGAGCACUGAUAAAUUGCAGAAACAAAUCAAAUUGGAACAAACAAUACUGACCUAUUAA
Messenger RNA from Loa loa (African eye worm), 632 nucleotides. RefSeq lists its product as hypothetical. The transcript is spliced from 4 exons. NCBI's taxonomy places the organism in Eukaryota, Metazoa, Nematoda, Chromadorea, Rhabditida, Onchocercidae. The coding region runs from base 15 to 632 and encodes 205 amino acids. The record is from RefSeq and is a predicted model, not a curated record.